AGGUGGAGACUUUCCACAGUUCACUGUUUGUGCCUUUCUUGUUAAUAGAGCAUGUGGUUUGGGAAAGCUGCAGAAGUGUUCGCACUGCGUCAAGAGACACUGGGGUUUGUGUGGUGGCCAAGGGGCUCUGAGAGGGCUGAGUGUGGUGUAAGCUGGGCCCCAGCACCUCAGAGACCUCAGAGUCAGAGGCUUUGUGAUUUAAGUCAUCAGUCUGUCAAGAGGGACAUGCCACAGGUUGUUGGGAAGGUCUCAGAGUUGUUUCUUGACCAUUUAGACCUGGCACUUCAAGGAAAAAUGCAGGAAGAGACUAGCUUUUGUUGCUGAGUUUGGGGUUUGUGUAAAGCAAAUACCAGAACAGGCAUGAGGUAUUGAUCAGCACCUGCGUGGGGCAGAGCCUGGAGGAGACUGCAGCGUGUGACUGCGCUGUGAGAGCAGCGGGCAAAGGAGUGCACAGAGGCAAAUUUGGGUUGAACUCGUGACGAGUGAGUUUAGCUCUAAUGUGUUUGUGUUCCUGAAUUUUACAUCUCUCGCAUACUUUUGAGGCAGAGUUUGUGUGUGUGGUUUUAUGUGCUGGAAGCAGUGUCUGGAUGACGGUGCGUGUGACGUGAGGAGCAGCGUGCCUGGUGCAGGGGAGCCGGGGAUUUGCUUGGGCUGCUGUGCAGCAGAAAGCACUGGGCACUGUCCCUGGCUCAGCGCUGCUGCUGGUCCCAGCCCUCAGAACUUCUCUGCACCCCUUGCAGAUUCGUACUGUGAGACGCUGCCUGUGGACGGCCCUCCCUCUUUCCGGGGACAAUCGGUGAAGUACGUGUACAAGCUGACCAUCGGCUGCCAGCGCGUCAACUCCCCCAUCAAGCUCCUGCGUGUGCCCUUCCGUGUCCUCGUGCUGCACGGGCUCAAGGAUUACCAGUUCCCACAGGAUGAGGCUGUUGCACCCUCAAACCCCUUCCUGGAGGAGGAGGAGGGCUUGAAGAAAGACUCUCGCCUGGCAGACCUGGCUACAGAACUGCUCAUGGUGGCCACCUCCCGACGGAGCCUGCACCUGUAUAACAUCAGCAACACUCGUGGGAAGGUGGGAACGUUCUGCAUCUUUAAGACUGUGUAUAAGAUCGGAGAGGAUGUCAUUGGGACCUUCAACUUCUCUGAAGGAGACAUCCCAUGUCUGCAGUUCUCGGUGAGCCUGCAGACGGAGGAGAGCAUCCAGGAGGAGUUCCAGCGUCGUCGGGGGCAGCCCGUCUCCUUCACCACGCACGCCCGCCAUCAGGAGUCCUGCCUGCACACAGCCCAGAGCAGCUUCAGCCUGCCCAUCCCGCUCAGCUCGACCCCGGGCUUCACCACCAACAUCGUGUCCCUGAAGUGGAGGCUGCACUUCGAGUUUGUGACCUCUGGGGAGUCAGCGGGGACUUGCUUGGUUCGUGGGAGCCAGUCAGAGGCUGUCACCUGGACUGGGGUAGAGCAGAUGGAAGUGGACACUUUCAGCUGGGACUUGCCCAUCAAAGUUCUUCCCACCAAUCCCAUCCUGGCUUCCUAUGUAUCUCAGUUCUCCAGCACUAACUCCAUCACCAUCUGAAGUAGGGAGAGCUGGUGGGCCUGCAGUGCUGCAGGCAUGUGCCACCGGUGGGAAUGGCAGGCAGGACUGUCACCAGCAUGCCAUGGGGCAUGCAUCCCUGUGUCCCCUUAACUUCAGCUGUGAUACCUGGGUGGGCACUGGUCAAGUCUGUCCCAUCCAUGGGUGGAGGAUCACGUGCUUGUUGUAGUGUCCUGUGCUUCAGCCCUCGGCUGAGAGCUGGACCCUUCCUGCCUGGGUGAAGGUGUGAGUCCCAGCACUCACCAAAAAAAAUCUGGCCCCCAGGGAACCACUGACGUGCCUUUACCCCAUGUGGGGCUUCCCAGAGGGAAAGGCCCAGCCCUGAGAAGGGAGAGGGAAGGUUUUCCCGUGAGGCUUUGUACCACCCUUGGGUUAAAGCCAUGCCCCUACAGAGAGACCUUACAAGCAGAAGUCUGGCAUCCAGGUGAGGCACACUGGCCACCUGGGCUGGAUGGGAGCCCACUCCCCUGUCCUGUCACACGUUCUACCUCUCAGAGAGGUGUCCCACACGCACAGCCCAGUGCCGUCCUCACCUGGAGGAGGCAGGUCCUGGCACGCCAGCCCUGCGCUGCCAACAGGUGCUGGUGACCUGGGUGCAGCCCCUGCUGUGGCUGCACAAUAGUGGUGAUCCAAAACUGAGCAGCACUGAGCCCCUGGGCUGUUGUCUGCCUGCAUUCCUGGAUGUGAAGGCAUCCUGCUGGUCUCGGGAUCCUUGGGGAGCUGUAGGGAAUGCAGGCUGUACAUCCAGGAGCUGGGAUAGAGAUCCCCCUGCUCAACAGCGAGCUCCCCAUUUUUACCAAACCUUCCAAUGAACUUUUGUCUUUGCAUGGAAAUCUAAUAAACAUCUGAAUGUGCAAAA
Messenger RNA from Empidonax traillii (willow flycatcher), 2444 nucleotides. RefSeq names its product RGP1 homolog, RAB6A GEF complex partner 1 (gene RGP1). NCBI's taxonomy places the organism in Eukaryota, Metazoa, Chordata, Aves, Passeriformes, Tyrannidae. Gene Ontology annotation, cellular component: Ric1-Rgp1 guanyl-nucleotide exchange factor complex; Golgi membrane. The record is from RefSeq and is a predicted model, not a curated record. Bases 566 to 1567 code for a protein of 333 amino acids. The transcript has 6 exons. Gene Ontology annotation, biological process: retrograde transport, endosome to Golgi.